Messenger RNA from Rotaria sp. Silwood2, 1404 nucleotides. Lineage: Eukaryota; Metazoa; Rotifera; Eurotatoria; Philodinida; Philodinidae. The record is from the annotation of a GenBank genome assembly.
AUGACAGCAGCAAAUGAUUUAUCUAAUUUUGCAAUGGCUACUACAACAGCUACGAUCGUAUCGAAUUCAAUUCUUAAUCCAUCAAUUAUUAGUUCAACUUCUUCAAAAUGGCUAAAUGAUAUUUCAGCAAUGGAUAAAUAUAAUUGGUUAUUACAUAUAAUGUAUGGUCGUGGUGAAUAUGAUCGUAUUCAACAAUUUAUACGUAUUCAAUCACAUAAAAAUGCUUAUAUGACAUAUAUUCAAGCUCUUGUUUAUCGACAAGAAGGACGUAUUAUUGAAGCACUUGAAUAUUUUCAAAAAUGUGUUCUUGAAAAUCCAUCUUUAACGAAUAUAAAACAAGUAGCGAAAUCAUUGGCACUACUUGGACGUUAUAGAUUAGCAGUUGAUGCUUAUAAAGAAGCAUUAACAUAUACAACAAAUGAUUGGGAAAUAUUUCAUAAUUUAGGUUUAUGUUAUAUGCAUUUAAAUGAAUUAAAACAAGCAAAACAAUAUUUUUUACAAGCAUUACAAAUUACAGAAAUACAAGAAACAUCAUUUUUAGCACUUGGUAAAGUUUAUAUGUUAGAAGGUGAACGUGAAGAAGCUGAAGCUGCUUAUGAACAAGGUUCAAGACGUAAUCCAGAAUCAGUUGAACUCUUUACUCAAAUUGGUCUUUUGGCAUUUGAAAGAGCUAACUAUACAAAAGCAUUCGAAUGUUUUGGUGUAGCAUUAACAUUUAGUCCAACUCAUAUACCUGCUAUAAUGGCUGCUUGUCAAGUUAUACAAAAACAUGGUGAUGCUGAUGUUGCAUUAUCAAAAUAUCGUAUUAUUUAUGGACGUAAACCUGAAUGUGCACAAGUAUGGAAUAAUAUUGGCAUGUGUUUUUUUUCAAAAAAAAAACUUGUUGCUGCUGUUAGUUGUUUAAAACGUGCAAAUUAUUUAGCACCAUUUGAAUUAUAUAUUUUAUAUAAUUUGGGACUUGUACAUUUAUAUUUACAACAAAAUGCAUCAGCUGCAAUAUUUCUUCAAUCAGCUAUUAGAAUUAAUAAAAAACAUUCACUAAGUUAUGCUUUACUAGGUGUAGCUUUAUCGAAAUUGAAUGAUUUUGAUAAUGCUUUAAAAGCUUUUACAUAUUCUCUCAAACUUGAUCCAACAGAUCCAAUGACUUUACUUAAUUUAGCUAUUCUUCAAAUGAAUACAAGUGUUUCACAAUCGAUUAUUGAUAAAACUCUUAAACAAUUUCAUCAAUAUUAUUCUGAACGAGCUGCUUUAAUUAGUCAUCAUGAACUUGAUACAUCUAUGUUAGAUUUUGCUGCAAAAUUAAAAGUUUCACAAUCAACAACUAUUCAAAAUAAUGAAGAAGUUACUCCAUUACCAUCAAGAACAGCAAUCUAUUCACCUAGAGAACCACUUGAUAAAGACUGA